This is a messenger RNA of Chenopodium quinoa (quinoa), 2402 nucleotides long. Its product is annotated as cysteine-rich receptor-like protein kinase 10. Gene Ontology annotation, molecular function: ATP binding; protein kinase activity. The coding region runs from base 804 to 2402 and encodes 532 amino acids. The record is from RefSeq and is a predicted model, not a curated record. Gene Ontology annotation, biological process: protein phosphorylation. NCBI's taxonomy places the organism in Eukaryota, Viridiplantae, Streptophyta, Magnoliopsida, Caryophyllales, Amaranthaceae. The transcript has 6 exons.
UUGCUACGUCAUUACACAAGCGUGCACAAAAUGAAUCUAAAGAAUGACAACAUUCUUGAUUAUUCAAUCCCAGUAACAGCUAUACUCCAAGCCACUUUACUUUUGGCAACUCAUUCUUUAAAAUAUCAUCCCCAGUUUCUCACCCUUGCAAAGAUCUUAUUUUUGUACGAGGGAGUUACGACAAAUGAUCAUACAAUUUGAUCAUUUCAAACUUGGCUACAGCAAGCUGAGAACAAACUAACACUAACAGUUCUUUGCAUUGAAAAAUUCAGACGACCCAGCUUUAAUUAAAAAAUUAUUACAGUUCUGACAUUGAAAAUUUCAAAUAGCUGAGCUUUUCCCUUGCAUGGAAAUCUUAUAGAGAAAGAUCAUUGAGGUUCAUUGAAUAUGAGCAAAAAAAUAUUUUCCCAUCAGGCCAUUACCCAAUCAAUAGUCCCUUGCUGAACUUUCUAGGUCACAUAACUCAUUCCUAACACCAAAUAAAUCCAAAUUAAUCACUUUUUCAGGUCAAGUUGACAGGUUCAGAUUCAUAAUAAAGCUAAAUUCAUUAAAUCAUUCUUUUACACUACUAGAUAGUUUCAAGUAAUAUUUAACAAUUGCAUCCAAGCCUACAAACAAAGUUAUGCUUGCUCUUUGCAAUACAUAACGGGGCAUCUAUUUACAGAAAUAAUAGUAGAUCUAGAGCCCCAUAUCAGAAAAAGUCAGAUAUAUUGGUUUUAAGUAGCCAGAUUUAUCUCCAUAUGCCUUAUAAAACAACAAAUAUAAUCUCUCCCAAACAAGACAGCUGAGCUGGGUUUAAUCAUAUGUCAAAAGUGGCAUCAUUUUACUAUAUCUUAAAAUCUUUCCUCCUAAUCUUUCUUCAAAUUCUGCAGCUGAAAAUGGUUACUUCACAGAUAAAUCUUAUUGGCUCUUACUGCUAUGAAGCUGGUAAUUAUACACAGAACAGUACAUACCAAAGAAAUCUCAAUAUUGUCCUAUCAGAUCUCAGCGUAAAAGCUUCAACAACAGGCCUAUAUAAUUCCACCAGAGGACACAGCCCCAACAUAGUCUAUGGCCAAUUCUAUUGCAGAGGUGAUGUCAGUCAUCAGCCCUGCCAAGAAUGUGUACAGUCUGCGGCACAGGAAAUAGUCACCAAAUGCAGUAACCACAAAGAAGCAAGCAUUUCGUAUGAGGGAUGCACCCUAAGUUAUGCAAACAGGUCAAUAUUCUCGCUGUUAAAAACUGAUCCUUUUAAUUGGCAUCAGAACAGCAAUGAGAACAUAUCCAAUCCCACACAGUUAGACCAAGUAAUGUCAACAACUAUCAACAAUCUAAUCAAGAGGGCAGCUUAUAAUGAAACUUACCACGGUUAUGAAACCGGAAAGGCUCCUCUCCCACCUGAUCAAACGUUGUAUUGUGUUGUUCAAUGCUCCCCUGGUAUACUUGGCUCACCUUGUGAAAGUUGCUUGAGUGGCAGUUAUAGAGAAUGGCAGACUUGUUGCAGAGGAAAAGUAUGGGCUGUGAUUUUCCAGCCAAACUGCCAAAUAAGGUAUAAUACGUCACGUUUCCAUCCUCCACUAGCUACACCUCCAGGACAAUCAGGCAAGCAAACAUCGCAUUCAGGUAAAAACAUUAAAAAAAAAAAAAAAAAAAUGGGAAGAACUUUGGAGAAUAAUAAACCCUUUAUAAUUACAACUAUUAAAUAUAUAUCAAAUAAGAACAUAAAUUUUCCAUGGAGUAUUCAAAUUGAAUAUACUAAAGCACCAAGGCCCCCAACCAAAAACAGACUUAGUAAUGCUGUCAAAGGCAUAGUUGGGUGUCUUGGCACUAUAUAUAUAUAUAUAUAUAUGUUGAGGAAGAAACAGCACAGACUUGCAGGCGUCAUCAAAUACAGCUUCAGCGUGAUUAAUUCUGCAACAGAUAACUUUUCAAAUGAUAACAAACUUGGCCAAGGAGGAUCUGGAGUUGUUUACAAGGGGAAGCUUCCAGGUGGCCGGGAAGUGGCUGUUAAGAGGCUCUCAAAAGCCUCUUGUCAAGCUCUUAGAGAUUUUGAUAACGAAGUUCAGCUAAUAGCCAAGAUUCAACAUGAAAAUCUUGUCAAACUGUUGGGGUACAAAGUUAUUCAGAUUGUAGUUCGUGCUGUCACUCAUGAUCAUGAAUAUUCUAUAGAUCCAAAGAAGGUCAAGCUAUUAGAUUGGGAAACACGGUUCAAAAUCAUAACAGGAAUUGCGCGAGGACUUCUGCACCUUCAUCAGGAUUCAGACUACAAAAUUAUUCAUCGGGACCUGAAACCAGACAACAUAUUGCUAGACGAGGAGAUGAACCCAAAGAUAGCAGACUUUGGGGUGGCAAGGCACCUGAGAAUAGGUCAAACAAAGGCAAAAACCAAAAAACUUCGUGGAACACGAUGCACACCUUUGUGA